Molecule: messenger RNA, 1237 nt
Organism: Aplysia californica (California sea hare)
Lineage: Eukaryota; Metazoa; Mollusca; Gastropoda; Aplysiida; Aplysiidae
Product: H/ACA ribonucleoprotein complex subunit CBF5-like
Exons: 4
Coding region: 419-1237 (272 amino acids)
Source: RefSeq, a predicted model, not a curated record
CACUUAGUUGUUUAAAGUGCGGCGCAAGAAAGCGAGAAACCACUCUCGUAGAGACAGAGUGGUGAUUAUGCCAAGUUGGUAAACGCUUAGUCCUGUCAGGCAGUGGGUCACUUUGGAGCUAAUACUGGUGUUCUAUCGGCUUGCAGCGAUGAUUACAGUAACUUAUAUUUCAACUGGACAUACAAAAAUGUAAAUCUACUAAAGGUGGAAAAGGGCUUCUUCCUUAAACGCCCCGAACACAGAGUACUACAUGAAUGCUUUGUCAAAAGCUGCGUAUAUGAACUAUUCAAGCAUGGGAAAGUGAGAGUAAGACAGGGAACGCAUCUUUAAAAGACAACCAAAGUUCCAAGAACUUUCGUCUACGCAGCCGCCUAGUUUAAACUUUUUCGGACAAGUCAGAAAAACCUCCCCAACAAAUAUGUUUGAUUUGAUCAUCUACGUGGCAGUGCCGUGUGGAGUGGCUCUCCUCAUCAUCACUUCUAUCAUCAUCGCUGUCUGCAUCCAUGGAUGUCCUGCCUGGUGUCCCUGCAGUAGGAGAAAGGCUGGGGAAAAGGAUGUGGAAAAAGGUCUGGGGAAAAAGAAGCCAGCUGCCAAAAAGGCGGCGGGAGCAGUAAAGAAACCAACGAGACCUCCGAAAAAACCGACAGAUGAGAAAGCAGGCAAAAAGGCCAAGGAUGAAAAGACUAACAAAAAAAGUGAUAAGGAGGAGAAGCCCGCAAAGAAAGCUAAAGAGGAUAAAAAGGGGAAGAAGGAGAAAGACGAUAAACAGGGGAAGAAGGAGAAAGACGAUAAACAAGGGAAGAAGGAGAAAGACGAUAAACAGUGGAAGAAGGGGAAAGACGAUAAACAGGGGAAAAAGGAUAAAGAAGAUAAAAAGGCGAAGAAAGAAAAGGAAGCUCAAAAGCUCGGUGCUGCCAAGACUAAAGCGGUGGCCGUGAUGGCUUUCAAGAACAAACCCGCUUCCAAAUUGCCUGUGGGUGUGGGCCCCACGUCCGCAGCUAAGAUUGGCAUGAAGACGUCUGGUAUGGGAAUGUCUAAACCUGAGGCCAGAGAUGAUGUUCAAUAUUUCAUCACCUGCGCCAAUUUGGCGGCAGCGGACCCGCGCUUGCUGGGGUUUGAGUCUCUGGUAAAGCGAUCAUCUCCCCGUCUGUCUUGGAGAAGAAACGAUCUCGGAGAUAUCCUCACUGGCGCAGAUUACUUUGAUGGGGAGGAAUGGAACGGGAGUGGGGGAGUCUGA